Molecule: messenger RNA, 779 nt
Organism: Sebastes umbrosus (honeycomb rockfish)
Lineage: Eukaryota; Metazoa; Chordata; Actinopteri; Perciformes; Sebastidae
Gene: atp6v1f
Product: ATPase H+ transporting V1 subunit F
Exons: 2
Coding region: 98-457 (119 amino acids)
Biological process (GO): proton transmembrane transport
Cellular component (GO): proton-transporting V-type ATPase, V1 domain; membrane
Molecular function (GO): proton-transporting ATPase activity, rotational mechanism
Source: RefSeq, a predicted model, not a curated record
UCCUCACAUCACAUCACAUGACCUGUAUCAUCUGGCAGUAAGCAGACCUGUUUUCUCUCUUCUCUCCGUUAAACCCUCAUAUAUCUGGAGCUCCGUGAUGGCUGGCCGCGGGAAACUGAUCGCUGUUAUCGGUGACGAGGACACUUGCACCGGCUUCCUGCUCGGUGGGAUCGGUGAGCUCAACAAGAACCGGAAACCCAAUUUCUUGGUGGUGGAGAAGGACACGAGCAUCACGGAGAUAGAAGAGACCUUCAAGAGCUUCUUGGCUCGUAACGACAUCGGCAUCAUCCUGAUUAACCAGUUCAUAGCCGAGAUGAUCCGCCACGCCAUCGACGGCCACAUGCAGUCGAUCCCGGCGGUGCUGGAGAUCCCGUCCAAAGAGCAUCCGUACGAUGCAUCCAAGGACUCUAUCCUGCGCCGCGCCAAGGGCAUGUUCUCCGCUGAGGACUUCCGAUAAACACAAACCUGCCGUGUGAUUGAUGUAAACGUCCCUGACUCGUUGUUUCUCUGUACAGUGAUGGUAGAUCAGCCGUAUUAAUAACUGAAUAUAUUUAAUUAUACUCUCAUUCCUCUUAUUUGUUGUUCUCUGUGUGAAAAGAUGAAGACAGAACAGGAAGUUGAAAAUGUUUCAGUGUCAUGUGACUGAAAGUUUUCCUUCCUCUGAGCUGAAAAUAUCUACAGCAUGUGUUUUAUUGAGUCAGUUUGUGUUUGUUCCAGAUGUUUUAACUUAUAAAAUUAUAACAGAUGUUGAAGAAAAUAAAUGAUCUUGUUGUUUGUGA